UUUUCGAAGCCCAGAUCCAAAUAUUAUUUUCGCAAUGUUUCGUCUUUAUUUCACGGAUGUGUUAAGAACAUUGAAUAAUAAAAGUGUGGCUUUUCAGCGGCUUACUCAGUCUAGUCUUAAGUGUUAUCAAAUAACUUUUUGCCAUACAGCACCUGCUGAAACACUCGUUCAUCACGGAACCCAAGGAACCGGGAGAAAUUUGCAUCCUGUUCAAGCUCGAGCAAUCAUCAAUCAAACAUUUGUUUCAGUUUCCCAUAAACUGAAACUUCCUUCACUUAAGCCAGUUUACACCACAAUUCCAAUUCAUGGCAAAGGGAACUCCAUGUGGAAGACUGUUUUAACUCUUAGAUGGCCAGAAAAGUUAAGUUUUGAAGCAAUAGGCAGGAAUAAAAAAGAGGCAGAAGAACUUGUUGCCCAACAAGCUUUGACUGUUCUGCAUGAUUCUAAGAUUAUUUCACCUAAUGGAAAGUUGUUGUGUGAACUAAGCACACAUAGAACUCUUCAGUCAAGAGAUAAGGAAACUAUUAUCAAUGAUGAUCCAGCAUUUGAUGCUAGUGGCUUGUCUAUUAAACAAGAGGAAAUAGCAGCGAUUGAGGCCAAAUUUCCCAAUUUCAAAUCAACCUUGCUUAAUUGCUUUAUGAAGGUUUCAAAUCACAUGAAGAACGCCAAUUUCAUCGCUCGACCAGCUUUCAAACGUAUAAAAAAAGGAGCAACCUUCUGCUGGCAAGCAAGCUAUAGCUUGAAAUGGCCUGAGCCGAAAGAAUUUUCAGGAAUGGGGACAAAUCGGGUUGAAGCUGAAAAAUUGGCGAUACUCUCUGCACUUCAUUGGUUGACUGAAAAUAAUUUCUUACACAAAAAUGGCUAUCCAAUUUUAUACUCCAAUGAAGAGCUCAGUAAAAUGAAAAGUGCUGUAACAAGUCCGGCGAUUGUCAAAUUACCUCCAGCAUUGGUGAAUGAGCUUGACGAAAUGAUGAAUGAUUUCAAAAAAAUGAAGCCAUUAAUGGCUGAGGAUCGAAUGUUCUUUGAACGCGAAACUGCAGCCGCCAAUAGUCUGAUUUCAGAAGAUGAAAAGAUGAUAGAGGAGUUUGACGAAGAACGCGACGUUGAAGAAUCCUUUGACAAUAUACCAUCGUCAAGUAAUGAAUAUGGGUACGAUAAAAAUGAUGAAUCAUCGGUUGAUCCAAUUACCGGACGUAAAGUCCUACCGCUAAGCUCCAAGGAGAUCGAAAAAAGAUGCAAUGAGUUAUUUCUCAGUGCCCAAACGAGGAUAAUAGAGAAAGGUGGUCCAAUCAUUCCUUUUCUACCAAUCGUGGAAAAGCGCGAAGCCAUUCUAAACUUAAUCGAACAAAAUAGGGUUGUUGUGCUUAGUGGUGAUACCGGAUGUGGCAAGAGUACACAAAUGCCCCAGUAUUUGCUGGAUUCGUAUGCGCUGAAACAUCGGGGCACUGAAUGUAAUAUAAUCGUUACACAACCCCGUCGGUUGGCUGCUCUUUCGUUAGCCCAAACUGUUGCCAAUCAUCGAGGAGAAAAAAUAGGUGAGAGUGUUGGCUACCAGGUGCGACUGAAUUCCGUACUUCCAAGGCAUCCACUAGGCCGUAUACUAUUCUGUUCAACCGGAAUUCUUUUACGAAGACUUCAAGCGUGUCCAGAUAUGUCGGGCGUAUCCCACCUAAUAAUCGAUGAAGUGCACGAACGCGACUGUUUGACCGAUUUUACGCUAGUUAUUCUUAAAGAUCUUUUGCAAUCGAACCCCUUAUUAAAGGUCAUCCUGAUGAGUGCAUCUCUAAAUGCGGAUCUGCUGUCACGUUAUUUUGAUUCGGCUCCGCUCAUCCACGUUAAUGGCAGAACGUUUCCUGUUCAGAGAACGUUUUUACCUGAAAUCCAAAAUCUGACCAGAGUUUUCGGAGAAAGAAGAAAUACCACAAAUAUGAAACCAAUGGUUGAUCAAGAUUUAGUAGUGAAAUUGGUUCGUUACAUCGACAUAAACAAACCAUCACAAGGUUCCAUUUUAGUUUUUCUACCUGGCUGGGCAGAAAUUAAAAGCCUUCACUCAAGAUUAAAGGAAUUUUAUCCUAGUGAGGAAACUCAUUGGAUAUUACCGGUGCAUUCCCGACUUUCACAGGCUGAGCAAGAGCGAAUAUUUGAUCGCCCACCUGAGGGUGUCCGAAAAAUCGUUCUAGCAACCAAUAUAGCUGAAACUAGUUUGACGAUUAAUGACUGCGUCUACGUGAUCGAUCCAGGCGUCCAUAAAGAACUAAGAUACAAUUCACAACGGGGUUCUGCUGUAAUGGAGAAUCAAUGGAUAGCAAAAGCUAAUGCGCAACAACGAGCUGGACGUGCCGGGCGUGUUCAGCCAGGAGAAGCAUUCCAUCUCUACUCCGAAGAGAAAUAUGAAGAAAUGGAGCGGUUUCCGCAAGCGGAAAUUCUUCGAAUUCCCCUCGAGAAGGUUGUCAUGGAUAUUAAGGCGUAUAAUGAAAACUUGAAGUCCAUUGAUUUCUUAAGCCGGACGCUAGAGCCUCCGUCACACCGUGCAAUCCGAAUCGCAAUCCGAGAACUAGAGUCGAUAGGUGCGUUGGAUGAACAUGAAAGACUUACACCAUUGGGACGUCGUAUUGCUCAGUUUUCAACACACCCACGUUUGGCCAAAUCACUCGUGUUUGGUACCCUUUUUCGCUGUUUGGACCCCGUAGCAUCUAUAGUGGCAGGACUCAGCUCAGCACGUGAAGGCUGGUCAGUGGAAUCGACGAUUGACAACCAGAGACAAAUUAUUAGACAAGCAAAACAUCGAUUCCAUCCCACGAGCGAUCACUUGGCUUUGGCCAAUUUGAUGAGGCAAUUUCGAAACCAACGUGGUCGGUAUGAAGUCGAUGAAUUCUGCGAAAAUUUCCAAGCUAAUGUGAAAUCACUUUACUUCCUCAAAGGUGUGAGGAGCUUAUUAGUUGACCAUUUGAAAGAUGCGAAUUUACUGGGUGAUAGAUCACAUGCCGAUUCCAUUCGUCAUCCGGUGAAUCAACAUGCAGACAAUGAAGAAAUGAUAAAAGCGGCUCUCGUCAUGGGGUUUGGUGAUCGCAUUCUCCGAGUGCGUAGGGGGAAGAUUGUCAAGGGGAUUAUCAAAUCUAACGAAUUAGUCAUUUUAAGCGAGAAACACGGUUCCGUUCACGUAGUGCCUGAUUCAGUCAAUGCGGAUAGUAAAAUCAAAUCCGAUUUCAUGAUCUACUUCAACGGGAUAUUUUCAACGGAACGUAAAGCUUUCAUUGUAAGAGAUACAACCCAGAUUUCAAAUAUGACUGCCGUGUUAACGGCUGGAAGAUCGUUCACUACAGGGACUCAGUUAGACGACGUCAGCGACAGUUAUGAUGCGUCUGCAAGUAUUACUAUCGACGAGAGUAAAAAUUUACAAUUCGCUUGUUCCCCAAGAGAAUCGCGGUUACUAAUGGAUCUUCGAGAUUCGUUGUCUGAUACCUGUGAUUUUCUGCUGCGAACUGCAGGGCUACGUCAAACGAAUGAGCUUACGUCAGUCGUAGGCAAAUUCCACGGUCGACAAGUUGACAUGCUAGCUCGUUUGUUAUCAGCAAACAACUAGGUAAGAGUGAUAAGAUAGUGAUAAAUUAACAAUAAAAGAAUUUUACU
Daphnia carinata is the source of this 3630-nucleotide messenger RNA. RefSeq names its product ATP-dependent RNA helicase DHX30-like. The transcript is spliced from 16 exons. Lineage: Eukaryota; Metazoa; Arthropoda; Branchiopoda; Diplostraca; Daphniidae. Gene Ontology annotation, molecular function: G-quadruplex RNA binding; DNA helicase activity. The coding region runs from base 35 to 3583 and encodes 1182 amino acids. Gene Ontology annotation, cellular component: cytoplasm; nucleus; intracellular anatomical structure. The record is from RefSeq and is a predicted model, not a curated record.